AUGACACAGACACUGGCAAAGGCUACUACAAAUGAGCUCCAAGAAUAUCUUGAUAGUGGGACUGUGAAGAAGAAACCAUGUGAUUUCUGGAAAGAGAUAGAGGAUGAGUAUCCUACACUUGCUAGAGUCGCUCGGGAUAUUUUCUUAAUUCCUACUACAGGUGCAGGAGUUGAACGACUCUUCAACUCCGCUCGAGAUAUCUACCACUAUUAA
This is a messenger RNA of Talaromyces stipitatus ATCC 10500, 213 nucleotides long. RefSeq lists its product as uncharacterized. The transcript has 2 exons. The record is from RefSeq and is a predicted model, not a curated record. Gene Ontology annotation, molecular function: protein dimerization activity. The coding region runs from base 1 to 213 and encodes 70 amino acids. NCBI's taxonomy places the organism in Eukaryota, Fungi, Ascomycota, Eurotiomycetes, Eurotiales, Trichocomaceae.